Molecule: messenger RNA, 851 nt
Organism: Meleagris gallopavo (turkey)
Lineage: Eukaryota; Metazoa; Chordata; Aves; Galliformes; Phasianidae
Source: RefSeq, a predicted model, not a curated record
CCGGACACCGCCCACCCCAACCUCCUUUUAUCCCCGGACCGGAAAAGCGUCCGUUUUAUCGAGAGCCGACAGCGCCACCUGGCGGCCAGCAACCGCCGCUUCACCACCUACCCGUGCGUGCUGGGCGCGCAGGGCUUCACUUCGGGCCGCCAUUACUGGGAGGUGGAGGUGGGCCAAAAAACCCACUGGGCCCUGGGGGUCUGCGGGGACUCGGUGUGCCGCAACGGGGAGCCCACGGCGCUGCCCGAGAGCGGAUUUUGGAGGGUCAGGCUUUGGAACGGAGAUCGCUACGCGGCCACCACCACCCCGUUCACCCCCAUCAGCCCCAGGGUGAAACCCACCAGGGUGGGGGUCUUCGUGGACUACGAGGCGGGGGAGGUUUCCUUCUACAACGUCACCGACCGCUCCCACCUCUACACCUUCACCGAGACCUUCACCGAGAAAAUAUGGCCGCUCUUCUACCCGGGCAUCCGCGCGGGGCGCCGCAACGCCGCCCCCCUCAGCAUCUGCGAGCCCACGGACUGGGAGUGAGGGGGGCGGGGGGCAUCGACCUGGGACCCCGGUGGGGCUGGGGUCUCUGUCAGCCCAGUGUGGGACCCCAUUGGGGUGGGGUCUCUAUCAGCCCAGUGUGGGACCCCAGUGGGGUCGGGGUCUCUGUCAGCCCAGUGUGGGACCCCAUUGGGGUCGGGGUCUCUGUCAGCCCAGUGUGGGACCCCAUUGGGGUCGGGGUCUCUGUCAGCCCAGUGUGGGACCCCAGUGGGGUUGGGGUCUCUGUCAGCCCAGUGUGGGACCCCAGUGGGGUUGGGGUCUCUGUCAGCCCAGUGUGGGACCCCAUUGGGGUCGGGGUCUUC